AACAAACCGCGGAGCCGAAGGUUCCGCUCGGAAAUGAGUUAUCUGUUGUCGAAACUGAGAAAACCGGGAAUUGACGGAGAUGUGACUGAGCUCUGGCGUGAACUGUGAGGUGCUCCUAUCGGAAGACAUGGCAGAGGAACAGCAACAAGACAGCAAGAAUAUCACUUGCCAGCAAACUGACGAUUUCAUGGACGAGAAAAUACAAACAUGUGAUUUGGACACACCAGAAGAUCAUGGCUUGGAUGGAAAGCAGCCAGGUUCAGAAGAUUUCAUGGACGAGAAAAUACAAACAUGUGAUUUGGACACACCAGAAAAUCAUGGCUUGGAUGGAAAGCAGCCAGGUUCAGAAGGAAAAACUUCCCCUCCAAGAGAUGAGGAUACAGCAAAUAUGGAGGACGAUAGUCAUUGCCAAGCAGAUGGUGAAAAUCGUGGCGAUUGUGAUGGAGAGUCUGAAAAAGUCGAGGAGCCUGUAGUGACAGCUGAUCGAGGUUGUGGGGACCACACCAAAGAUCCGAAAACACCUGGAACAACUUUUCCACAAGUACCGGAUGACGGCAAGGGUGAGCACGUAGACGGACCCACAGCUUUGCCUGAUGAAGAAUCUUCAGCGGCUGAUAACACAAAUACUGAAGCUGAAGAAGAUGUGGCCUCAUUUUCAAGAGAAGAGAAGGAUGUACAGAGUAGCGCAGCCUCGCCACAGAUGCCAUUUCUGCAGGGCACGUCAGUCGUGGAAGAGUCAGAUGUAAGGAGACGUGACGUUGAAACAAUUCGCCCUACCACGACGGACUCUACUGAACCUGUAGAUGCGACUGGAAUUCCUGGAGGAAGCGCGUGGUACUUGAUAGCUGUGGGUAUCGUGAUUCUCAUAGCCGUGUUGGUGCAGCAUCACCUCCAACAAGAACCUCCACCUCAGAAAAACGAUUUGCAACGAAUAGACAUCUUUCUCAAGCAGAUGGAAGAAAUAAAGACUCAGUUUCCCAACCAGCGUGCAGAGCUUUGGAGUAGAAGUAAGAUUCACCUGAAGAGGCACCUCCAGACCAUCCAGCCCACGGAGCCAGUGAGUCUGAUCCUGACAGCAGGCCUCAAGGCUGAGACGACACUGCACUGCCUAGCUCAGAGUCUGGCCUCCGCCUUCUCUUCUGCCCUAAAUGCCUCCGUCCUCCACAUCGAUGGAGCCAGCACAGCCAGCCAAGACAGUGACCAAGUCAAACUGGACAUUGACAGCAAGUUGCAGGGAGCCUUUGAAGGAGACAAGCCCGUGGCUGUCAUUCACCGCUUUGAAGAACUGCCUCCAGGCUCCACUCUCAUUUUCUACCGCUACUGUGACCAUGAGAAUGCUGCGUACAAGAAGACUUUUCUAAUCUUUACAGUCCUACUGGGAGACGAAGACGAGAUUCCUGAAAAGAUUAAUUUGAGCGCUGUGGAGGAGAUGGUGGAUGACCACCUUCAGAAAAGGUUUCUCUCUCAUGACUACCCUGUAUCUUUUGAUAGGAUGGACCUCGAUAAGUAUGGUGGGCUGUGGAGCCGCAUUUCUCACCUGAUCCUGCCUGUGGCAGUAGAGGCGAGAAUGGAGCUUAAAGGAUGUUAGAUGACACAGCUGCCACGAUUGUGCAAACAUCGAGUCUGAGCUCUAAACUAAAACAUAUCAAUGGCAUCUAUUCCUGGAGGACUCUCCCCAGUUUGGGGAUAUUAACAGUGGUUUUAAAGACUUCUUAGUUACACUUUACUAAAGAUCAUACAUGUGAAAACAUCAACAUUAAACGAGUCUCACUGCUGUGGGAAAUUUGAAACAAUUACUUUUAUUCAUCAAAAGAAAAAAAAGCACUUUAUUCUUUUAGUCCUUUGACCAAACGCUAAAUGAGAGGAGUGGAAUGAGGCUUAUAUAGAUUUUGCAGUUUGUGUACAGUUUUAAUGGCAACUGCUGCAUUUUAAGGUUAUUUAAUGUAAAAUUGAUUAAUAUGUGUAUAAUAAUCACAGCCUGUUACCAGGCAAUUAUUCUUUUGGCAUCACAACCCGGGUUUGUUAUUUUUCUUAUAAUACAUGUCUUCUUGGACUCUUGAAAAUACCAUAUUUCCUAAAAUACCUGUACAUUAUACAUGUCACGCUACAGUUAGAAAUUGUAUACAUUUAAAUUUUAAACGUGUAAAUUGAAUGUGCCUUAAAAUACAAAU
Molecule: messenger RNA, 2171 nt
Organism: Cololabis saira (Pacific saury)
Lineage: Eukaryota; Metazoa; Chordata; Actinopteri; Beloniformes; Belonidae
Product: torsin-1A-interacting protein 2-like
Exons: 8
Coding region: 128-1588 (486 amino acids)
Biological process (GO): membrane organization
Cellular component (GO): membrane
Molecular function (GO): ATPase activator activity
Source: RefSeq, a predicted model, not a curated record